AUGUUUCUUCUCCUACAUUUGUUUCCAUCAUUCUCUCAUAUCUCACCUUCUUCGUCUCCACCCCUAACACACCACCAUCAUCUCCAACACUCACUACCUCUUUUGGCCUCACACGGUGGCGGUGCACCUGCCCUAUCGACGAACGCUUCAUCCACCACCAUUGUUCUAAUCAUACGAGCCAAUAUAAAGCAUAUAGAAGGAUUGAUGCUCCCUUGUCCUCAUUUAACGAUUGAGCAGCAAGUCAUGGCAAUCAUCUCAUGGAUGUACUCAGACAAGGAUCAAAGUUUAAGAGACACAUUUAAAGGAAUGGAAGAAGGCAAGUUUUCAGAAGCACGUGAGGAUCUUGCUGCUCCUGUGAAAGAUUAA
This is a messenger RNA of Lactuca virosa, 366 nucleotides long. NCBI's taxonomy places the organism in Eukaryota, Viridiplantae, Streptophyta, Magnoliopsida, Asterales, Asteraceae. The record is from the annotation of a GenBank genome assembly.